AUUGGAUGCACCCAGCCACUGGCUGUUGUAGCAACCCAAUGCGACACCGGGGUGUGUUAAAUUUCUAUGUAUAAUUUUGUUUAGAAAAAAGACUAUUAAAGAGUAAAAUUUUAAUUUUAUAAGUUCAUUGGCUUUAAAAAUGCUUGAUUAUCAUUUUUGGAUUAUUUAUUGAACCGCGGUUGCGUUGAUAUACCGCGAACCAGGAGCGACGACUGUUGUGUGAGAUCUGUGAACUCCAACGUGACCGUUUGGCUUUAAAAUUUAGAAUUUUCUAGCAUUUCUGACACUUCUGUGAACCAGAAACAACAUGUCUUCUAUUAGCAGUCUAAUUCCUGCGCGGUUUCUCACCAUCAUAGCUCACCUUGUCAUCGUCAUCACAAUCUUUUGGUCCAGGGAGAAUAAUGUGAAGGCAUGUUUGCCUUUGGAGUUUACUCAGGAGCAGUAUGACACAGAAGACAGAAAGUUGGUUGUAGCCUUGUCAGCCACUCUUGGUCUGUUUGCUAUCGAGCUAGCAGGCUUCUUUUCAGGAGUCUCCAUGUUCAGUUCCAGCCAGGGUCUUCUGUCAACAGGAGUCCAUGCCAGUGCCUCUGUGGCUUUGCUCUUUUUUCUGUUUGAGCAGUGGGAGUGUGACAUCUACUGGUGGAUCUUUGCUAUUUGCAGUGUCUUGCCAGCUUUUGUGGAGAUUCUUCUGUUUAUUGCGGUUUUUGGACUGAAGAAGAAGCCGUUAUGAAGAGGAGUUGAUUCAGAUUGAAUGGAUGAACGCUUCCAUUUGUUGCUACAAGACAGUAGCUGCAGAAAUUCAGUUAUUAGAUCACCUUAAAAAGGGGCCAACAUUGUUAGAAUUUCUUCAGCAGGCAUCAAUAGAUCCAGAAAGAAUGUUUUUUUUUUCAAUCUUUGUAAAUAUAUUUUGAACUAUGUAAUUACAAAAAAUAAUUAUACUAUGUUGUUUGUUUUGAAUAAGUUGGAGAGUUAGCAAAAGUUUAAAAUGUAAACCAAGUUUUUUGUUGUCAGUAGUGUAUUUGUUUCUCAUGUAAAGCUUUUCAACGCUAAAUCCAAAAUACAUUUAUACUUUUUUAAAUAAG
This is a messenger RNA of Oryzias latipes (Japanese medaka), 1082 nucleotides long. RefSeq names its product transmembrane protein 107 like (gene tmem107l). Gene Ontology annotation, cellular component: MKS complex. Gene Ontology annotation, biological process: non-motile cilium assembly; protein localization to ciliary transition zone. The record is from RefSeq and is a predicted model, not a curated record. NCBI's taxonomy places the organism in Eukaryota, Metazoa, Chordata, Actinopteri, Beloniformes, Adrianichthyidae.